AUGUGUUUGAAGCAUAAAGGAGAAAAGAGAGGUUUCUUCUUUGUGAUUACUCUUGCAGGUAUGCAGAAUAAGAAAGCAGUAAUUAAUCUUUUUCUGAUAUUUGCAUCAAAGCUAAUGAAGAGCAGGAACUACAUUGAGCUACUGAAGAUGCCAGCAAAGGUAUACAGAAUAGCUCUAAAAAUCUCAGAAACAGAACAUCUCUUUAAAAUGGAAAGAGCCCUGCAAUUGGCAUUUAAUACCCCAGCAACAUCAGACACACACAUAGCCGAGUUAUGGCUAAAUGUUCAUUUGAACAAGAAAAAUGAUCAAGAAAUGAGCAUACAAAACAUGAAUCAGUCUCUUUCUCAUGACCAACUCAACAAAAUUGCAGAAGGCAUAUCUGUUUUACUUCCCGGGGUACUAGAAAACGUACUUUCCGGGACUAAAACUACGUCCCGCGAGGGUUCUAUUCAUCGAAAGCUCUUCGUUGGGAGUCUCGGGUUACAUACUACAUCCGAGACUCUGCAUCAAAUUUUCUCUGCCUAUGGAGAACUAGAAGAAGCUUUCGUGGUUAUAGAUAAAUCCGGUAUAAGCAAAGAGUACGGCUUUGUGAUUUUCAAGAAUGUAAGGAGCGCUAUAAUGGCACUGAAAGAGCCAUACAAGAGGAUCGAUGGAAAAAUGACGGUUACAAAGGUUGCUAAUUCGAGAACCAAAGACGGAGAAAAUGAGUCUCUACGUACAAUUUAUGUGUCCAACGUGCCACGUGACAUGUUUCCUGGUAAAUUAUUGGAGUACUUCUCGUCUUAUGGCGUGAUAGAAAAGGGUCCAUUUGGUUUCGAUAAGGAAACAGGAAAAUCAAAAGGUUACGCGAUUUUCGUGUACAAAACACUAGAAGGUGCCAAAACUGCAAUUUAUGAACCUAGUAAGUGUGUUGAUGGACAAUAUUUGACUUGUGAAAUGGCCAAUCCGCGAACAAAGAAAAAACCGCGCACCAUUCCAAAUUUAUGCAAUUAUGGAACCGGUUUUUAUGACCGUUACAAGAAUGAAAGAUCAAUGUUCGAUGGUUAUGGCUCGAGACCAGAAGUGUCACAAGUUGGUACUCAGUAUGUCCCUUGUCAGGGCAAUGGGCAAAUGUAUGCACAAAAAUGUGAUUGUGGGCUGGUUUCUAAUGGCAACAUUCAUGGGGGCUUAUCACCAACAGUUAUGGGCCUCAAUCACAUGGGCUCUGGGCUUUGUUCUAAUAUGGGCCAUGCAGAUUUCAGUUUUUGGUCCUCAGAUUUUCCAAGGCGCAAGCCAUUAUGGUUUUGA
Lycium ferocissimum is the source of this 1287-nucleotide messenger RNA. RefSeq names its product UBP1-associated protein 2C-like. Lineage: Eukaryota; Viridiplantae; Streptophyta; Magnoliopsida; Solanales; Solanaceae. Bases 1 to 1287 code for a protein of 428 amino acids. The record is from RefSeq and is a predicted model, not a curated record. The transcript has 5 exons. Gene Ontology annotation, molecular function: RNA binding.